Messenger RNA from Paramecium tetraurelia, 927 nucleotides. RefSeq lists its product as uncharacterized. NCBI's taxonomy places the organism in Eukaryota, Ciliophora, Oligohymenophorea, Peniculida, Parameciidae. Gene Ontology annotation, molecular function: zinc ion binding; metalloendopeptidase activity. The transcript has a single exon. The record is from RefSeq and is a predicted model, not a curated record. Gene Ontology annotation, biological process: proteolysis.
AUGAGACAAUAUUUAUUCAAAGCAAUCAAAGAAUUCCAAGAGAAAACAUCUAUUAAAUUUGUAUAAAAACAAGAUUUUAAAAAACACAAUCAAUAUGUAAAAUAUACAAAAAGCAGUAAUGGAAGAAGCUUUGUAUUCAAACUUGGUCGAUAGAUAUAAGAAAAAGAGCACGUUGUACACAUAGAAGAGAAUAGCGAUUAUGGAACAUAUCUUCAUGAAACUAUGCAUGUUUUAGGUUUUGAUCAUACAUAAUGCAGGAUAGAUAGAGAUUUAUACCUCUCAUUUUAAUAGUCACAAUUGGAUCCUGAAGAUAUGAAUUAAUACUAGAUUAGAGAAAUGGGAUAUAUGAUUGGUGAGUAUGAUUUUGAUUCUACAAUGCAUUACGGCUAAAGUGAAUACAUGACUCUUAAAGCUGAAUAUUAGCAUAAAAAUAUUGGAUUUCGUCAACAAUUAAGUGAUGGAGAUAUAAAAGGCAUUGAAUUUAUUUAUGGAAAUAGUUAAUGUACAUAUGAUGUAAGCAGCAAUAAUAAAUAUGAAUAAAUUUAUUAUGAAUGCAUCACAUGUUGGGGAAAGAACUCAAUAUUUGGAGCUUGCAGGAUUUGUGCCCUUAUAUGUCAUAAAGACCAUUAAAUAAUAAAAAAAUCGGGAUCAUUUAGUUGUCAUUGUGGUAAGUAAGAUCAUCGUGUAUAAUUAUGUACAAGAGAAUCUGCAGGUUAACAAAGGGUAUAGUAACCUAUGUAUUUAUGUCUUGAUUGCUUCGAUAUUAAGAAAUAUUAGUAAAAUCAUGAUGGUGCUACUCCAGGAGUUUGCCAUGCUUGUGCAAUAAAGUGUCACAAACUACAUAACCUAUAAUUUUAUGGAGUUGCCACAGAUUUUUAUUGUGAUUGUGGUUUAACCGCUAGCGAAACCGAUUGCAGAGCAAAAUGA